AUGACCCUGGUGAGAUGUCUCCUGGUUCUCGCGCUCUUCCUACCUGCGAUUGGGAGCUACAGCGGUCACCCCAUAGAAGAUGAAUCUCUGAAAGGAGAAGCUGCCCCACGUCCCCGGAGGAAUCUGGGCCCUUGCGUCCCAAGCCCGUGUUUUCACCAAGGGGUUUGCAACGUGGUGGAAGACAACGCGACUUGUACCUGCAAGCCGGGCUUCACCGGACCCUUUUGCAAAGAAAUGGUGGUCAAACUACAGUGUGAAGAAGAGUACAUGAGGAUGAUGGUGCGGAAAGAAGCCUUUGAGAUGCUGAGGAUCCCCUUAGCCUUGGUCCACCUGAAGAUGAACACCUGCAAAGUCUUCGAGCAGCAAGAAGACGGGGCCAGUUUCUGGGGAGCAACGCUGACUGUGGAGAACCACACCAAUUGUGGGUCAGACGUCAAGGUCAACGGCUCGCAUGUGUCGUACGCCAACGUCAUUGAGUCAGACGGGGAGGUUCAAGGCGUGAUCACCAGGAGUAUCUUCGCCCGCGUCCACUUCUCCUGCAUCUACGCCUACAAGCGGGUGGUCGGCCUGCUCCAGCCACUCAUGGCAAUGGACCAAGUUGUCCAGUUUGCGGUCAAGGAGGGGGACUUCACGGUGACCAUGGCACUCUAUGAUAGUGCAACUUACGAGCAGCCGCACCGCCGGCAGCCCCUAAUGCUCUUCCUGUCGGACAUCAUCUACGUCCUGCUCCGGAUCGAAGGGCAGGACCAAGUCAAGUACUUCUUCCUCAGUGUGGAGGACUGCUGGGGAACUCCAACUGCUGAUCCGGAUCACGAGACGAAGCACCAGCUGAUCAUGAAAGGGUGUCCCCACGACAAAACGUUGACGUUCAUAAAUAUGAUUGGAACCAGUACUGUGGCCAAAUUCAGUUUCCAAAUGUUCCAGUUCACAAACUACUCAGAAGUGUUCCUACAUUGCCAGGUUCGCCUGUGCAUACCGGACACCCAAAAGCCCUGUGUUAAGGAAUGUCCCAUCAAGCAGAAAACCAAGAGAGAGUUGCCCGACGACUAUCAGAAGAUAGUCUCCUAUGGACCGAUUCAGUUCCUGGUCCCGUCCCGAAUGGAAACCCAAAACUCCAAAAGCCCAGAAUCCUUUGGAGAGCUUGAAUUCUGGAUCCUCAGCGCGGUGGUUUCGGCCUCCAUCGCCAUCGGCUUCGUCUUGACUGCUGUUGCCAAAGCCAUGAAGAAAUGA
Molecule: messenger RNA, 1230 nt
Organism: Anolis sagrei ordinatus
Lineage: Eukaryota; Metazoa; Chordata; Lepidosauria; Squamata; Anolidae
Product: uromodulin-like
Cellular component (GO): cell surface
Source: RefSeq, a predicted model, not a curated record